AUGGAUGAACCAAAAAUUAUAGCUCUUAUGGAAUACCUUUCGUCAAGUGACAGUGAAGAAGAUAUUGAAAUCAUUGAACACAUAUUAUCAAAAAAAAAAAAUAUAAUUCCGAAGAUAAAUAAUUAUAUAACGGAUGUUGUUCAUGCGUAUACAGAUCCACAGUUUAAAGGCAGCUUUCGAAUGGAGAGGUGUACAGCAUACUACGUAGUCAAAAUGUUCGAGGAGUCAAUUUUUUUUCCAAAAAACAAUUUAAGUGAUCCUACCAUCACAUCUGAAAAUCAUAUUCUCUCAUUUAUAUGGUUUUCAGCAAAUAAAUGUAGCUUACGUGAUGUUUCUGAAAGAUUUGGAAUUGGAUUAACUACUCAGUUCCGAAUAAACAACCGAGUUAUGGACUUUCUUGUUAGUAUUUCAUCUAAAUUUAUUAACUUCAAUGAGGGAAGCGUUGGUUUAUCACAAGAGUUUCAAAAAGUGUCUGGGAUGCCUGGAGUUAUAGGUUGUAUUGAUGGGUCAUCAAUACCAAUACGGACUCCCGCUCAUAAAAUAAAAAGCACAUAUACCAAUAGACAUGAUAUACCUUCAAUAACUCUACAAGCCAUAUGUGAUUAUAAGAAAAGGUUUAUUGAUGUUUUUACGGGUGCACCUGGAAAAAUACAUGACGCAAGAGUAUUUGCUCUCUCUGAUAUCAGCAAAGAGCUGCCUUCAAUGUAUGGAACAAAAUACCAUAUCAUUGGAGAUGGAGCUUACAGUAUUCGAGAAUGGUUAUUAGUGCCUUACAAAAAUUAUGGGAACUUCACUGAAUCACAAAUUAUUUUUAACAAAACAUUUUGUGCCACUAGAGUUCUAAUUGAAAACACUUUUGGUCUUCUCAAGUCAAGAUUUAGACAAUUAUUACAGCUUGAUAUACACUAUGUAGAUAAAAUAACAAAAUUUAUAAUUUCAUGCUGUGUACUACACAAUAUGUGCAUAAAUAUGAAUGAUGAAAUUGAACUGGAUAAUGAAAUUGGACCAUCUACAGAUCCAGAAAAUGAUUUUAUUGAUUCUGAUUUUAACCAGAGAAAAAAUGGAGAAUCAAAAAGAGAUGCUAUUAAAAAUUCUCUUCAAUAUUUUUAA
Molecule: messenger RNA, 1110 nt
Organism: Macrosiphum euphorbiae (potato aphid)
Lineage: Eukaryota; Metazoa; Arthropoda; Insecta; Hemiptera; Aphididae
Source: the annotation of a GenBank genome assembly